Messenger RNA from Sinocyclocheilus anshuiensis, 401 nucleotides. Its product is annotated as C-X-C motif chemokine 10-like. The record is from RefSeq and is a predicted model, not a curated record. The coding region runs from base 5 to 286 and encodes 93 amino acids. Gene Ontology annotation, cellular component: extracellular region. Gene Ontology annotation, biological process: defense response; chemotaxis; immune response. Gene Ontology annotation, molecular function: chemokine activity. Lineage: Eukaryota; Metazoa; Chordata; Actinopteri; Cypriniformes; Cyprinidae. The transcript has 4 exons.
AACUAUGAAGACUACAGCAGUUUUUGUUUUUCUUUCCUGUCUGCUUGCAACGGAAGUACAAGGGCAGAAGUUUUCCAAAGGCAGGUGCUUCUGUGCUGACAAAGGAGUGAAUGUGGUUUUACUGAAGAACAUUGAGAAGGUUGAAAUCAUUCCUCCAAGUCCAUCUUGUGGGAAACAGGAGAUUAUUGUCAAUCUGAAGAGCACAGAGCGGAAGUGCUUGAAUCCAGAGUCUAAAUUCACACAGAAUUUAAUCAAGAGGGCUCUUGAAAAGAUGGCCCGGCAGUAGAUGCUUAGUGCGAGACUGGAUUAGCUGCUGUGUUAUAAUGCCAAUGAAGAACAUCCUCAGAUGCUGUAUGACCUCUAGCUGACAGUUUGCAUACAUUGCAUGAGUUUGCCUAGAA